AUGAUGCUCGUUCUUCUUGCCAAUAUCGCCUAUGCGGUAUCUGGGUGCCUUGUAUUGAUUGCACUCAACGUUGCUCGUCAGUUGCUGUUUCGCAACAAGAGUGAGCCGCCGGUCGUCUUCCACUGGAUACCGUUCUUGGGAAACACCAUCAGCUAUGGGGUAGACCCGUAUGCGUUCUUCUUCUCGUGCCGGCAGAAGUACGGCGACAUCUUCACCUUUGUUCUCCUAGGGCGAAAGACGACGGUUUACCUAGGCGUCCAGGGCAACGAGUUCAUCCUCAAUGGUAAACUGAAAGACGUCAAUGCCGAGGAAGUUUACGGGCCCCUUACGAUACCCGUCUUUGGGUCCGAUGUUAUCUACGACUGUCCGAACUCGAAGUUGAUGGAACAGAAGAAGUUCGUCAAAUUUGGUCUCACCCAGUCUGCCCUUGAGUCGCAUGUUCAAUUGAUAGAGAAGGAGGUGCUUGAUUAUCUCAAGACCUCCCCCAAAUUCAGCGGCACUUCAGGAGAAAUCGACGUAUCGGCCGCUAUGGCAGAGAUUACCAUAUUUACCGCCGGUCGCGCCUUACAAGGGGGAGAGGUUCGCAAGAAACUCACUGCCGAGUUUGCUGAUUUAUAUCAUGAUUUGGACAAGGGAUUCCGACCUAUCAACUUUAUGCUACCCUGGGCUCCGCUGCCACAUAACCGAAAGCGUGACAUAGCCCACGUCCGCAUGCGAGAAAUCUACACCGAAAUCAUCAAAGAACGUCGCAAGAAUCCAGACAUCGAGAGCUCGGAUAUGAUAUGGAACCUCAUGCGAUGUACAUACAAGAACGGACAGCCGGUGCCAGACAAAGAGAUAGCCCACAUGAUGAUAACACUCCUGAUGGCUGGCCAGCACUCGUCCUCUGCAAUUAGCUCCUGGAUCAUGUUACGGCUGGCCUCUCAACCUGAAAUUAUCGAGGAGCUUUAUCAGGAGCAAGUCACCAACCUCGGCAGCGGCGAUGGCAGCCUUCCACCCCUACAGUAUAGGGAUAUGGAUCGAUUAUCUUUAAUGCGAAAUGUUAUCAAGGAAACACUACGAGUGCACUCUUCUAUCCAUUCGCUCAUGCGCAAAGUCAAAAACCCGCUCCCAGUUCCCGGCACGCCGUAUAUUGUCCCUACCAGCCACGUCCUUCUUGCAUCCCCGGGUGUCACCGCUCUGAGUGAAGAGUACUUUCCCAAUGCUAGUCGUUGGGACCCUCAUCGCUGGGAUAACCAGGUUGAGAAGGAAGAUGAAGGGGAGAUGGUUGACUAUGGCUAUGGUACUGUCUCAAAGGGUACUUCUAGCCCUUACCUGCCCUUCGGUGCCGGUCGACAUCGAUGUAUUGGUGAGAAGUUCGCAUAUAUCAACCUUGCAGUUAUUGUGUCGACCAUCGUGCGCCACGUUAAACUGUUUAAUACAGAUGGCAGAAAAGGCGUACCUGCCACAGACUAUUCCUCGCUUCUUUCUGGGCCCGUGAAACCCGCCGUCAUUGGGUGGGAAUCGAGAUUUCCAAAUAAGCUAUGA
Arthroderma uncinatum is the source of this 1527-nucleotide messenger RNA. RefSeq lists its product as uncharacterized. The record is from RefSeq and is a predicted model, not a curated record. Lineage: Eukaryota; Fungi; Ascomycota; Eurotiomycetes; Onygenales; Arthrodermataceae. Gene Ontology annotation, biological process: ergosterol biosynthetic process. The transcript is spliced from 2 exons. Gene Ontology annotation, molecular function: monooxygenase activity; iron ion binding; heme binding. The coding region runs from base 1 to 1527 and encodes 508 amino acids.